Molecule: messenger RNA, 1771 nt
Organism: Rhinichthys klamathensis goyatoka
Lineage: Eukaryota; Metazoa; Chordata; Actinopteri; Cypriniformes; Leuciscidae
Gene: ahcy
Product: adenosylhomocysteinase
Exons: 10
Coding region: 132-1433 (433 amino acids)
Biological process (GO): L-methionine cycle
Cellular component (GO): cytosol
Molecular function (GO): adenosylhomocysteinase activity
Source: RefSeq, a predicted model, not a curated record
AUUACAACAACCGGUUUGUACACACUUAUAAUCAAGUUCACAUAACAGCUACCUCCUUCUGCACUUACUCAGGUCCACAGCCGGGCUCUAGACCAACUCAUAUCAGGCUUACCUAACGACAGUACAUCAAAAUGUCAGAGAAGCUUCCAUUCAAAGUUGCUGAUAUCAGCCUGGCCGAGUGGGGACGUAAAGCCAUAGACAUAGCUGAGAAUGAGAUGCCAGGUCUGAUGAAGAUGAGGGAGCUCUACGGCCAGACGAAACCCCUGAAAGGCGCUCGCAUCGCAGGGUGUCUGCACAUGACUCUACAGACCGCAGUGCUCAUUGAAACCCUGACUGCCCUGGGAGCUGAGGUCCAGUGGUCCAGCUGUAACAUCUUCUCGACCCAGGAUCACGCAGCGUCAGCCAUUGCCAAAACUGGCGUUCCAGUGUAUGCCUGGAAGGGUAUGACUGAUGAAGAGUAUGUGUGGUGCAUAGAGCAGACAAUCUACUUCAAGGACGGUCAGCCUCUUAACAUGAUCCUGGACGACGGUGGAGACUUGACCAACAUGGUGCACCAGAAAUACCCCAAACUGCUUGCAGGAAUCAAGGGCAUCUCUGAGGAGACCACAACAGGAGUUCAUAACCUCUACAAGAUGUUGAAGAAGGGAGAACUUAAAGUUACUGCCAUCAAUGUCAAUGACUCUGUGACUAAGAGUAAGUUUGACAACCUGUACGGCUGCCGUGAGUCUUUGAUUGACGGCAUCAAGCGGGCCACAGAUGUGAUGAUUGCCGGUAAGGUGGCAGUGGUGGCCGGGUACGGUGACGUCGGUAAGGGCUGCGUUCAGGCUCUACGAGGGUUCGGCGCCAGAGUCAUUGUCACAGAAAUCGAUCCCAUCAACGCUCUGCAGGCAGCUAUGGAGGGCUAUGAGGUGACCACCAUGGAUGAGGCCUGCAAAGAAGGAAACAUCUUUGUGACCACCACUGGCUGUGAGGACAUCCUCCUUGGCAGACACUUUGAGCACAUGAAGGAUGACUCCAUCGUCUGCAACAUAGGCCACUUUGACUGUGAGAUCGACAUGAAGUGGCUCAAUGAACAUGCAGCGGAGAAAAUCAACAUCAAACCUCAGGUUGACCGUUACCGCAUGAAAAGUGGCCGUCACAUCAUUGUUUUGGCUGAGGGGCGUCUGGUGAACCUGGGCUGUGCCAUGGGCCAUCCGAGCUUUGUGAUGAGCAACUCGUUCACCAACCAGGUUCUUGCCCAGAUUGAGCUGUGGACUAACACCAGCAAAUACCCACUGGGUGUAUACUUCCUGCCAAAGAAGCUGGAUGAGGAGGUAGCUGCCGCACACUUGGACAAGCUUGGCGUCAAACUGACCAAACUGACAGAGAAGCAAGCCAAAUAUUUGGGUCUGCCCAAUGUCGGUCCCUUCAAACCAGACCACUACCGCUACUAAGUAGCUUUGACCAAUCACAGCUUCAGCUGUGGAUGGGGACGGACUACACAAUCAUUGGCGGUUACCUUUGCAGCUAUAAUAGUGCUUAACUUGUGGACACAUUGUCACUGUCUUAUUUGCAUUCCUUGUUUUAUGAUACGGUUAUAUUAAAAACAAAACACCAAAUUCUUCCAUUAGGUCAGUUAUUUGAUGCCCCUCAGUAAAUUAAUAUUCUGACACGUUUUGCUUCUUCCGUGUCUUACUCUGAAGUGAUUCCAGUUUGUCAGGUAACUAUGAAUUGAGCGAGGCACUGCCUUUUGGCCAUGCAUACUUUUGUAAACCUGUUAAAAUAAUGAAAA